AUGGGACUGAAGGAUGACUGCCUCAUACCAGUAUGGGACAAGUUCAGAGCCUUGGUCAACCUCAAGUACCUCAUCACGGGCAUCAUUGCCGCCCUUAUCUUCGUCUCCAUGCUCUCUGCUGCUCCCACCCCUUGGUGGGUUGAGGAAACGGAGCAGUACAAGACGCGACUCUUCUUGAACUUUGCCGACACCAAGGGCGACUUCAUGGACGACGUCGAAUGUUUGUACAGCGACUCGGGGUGCAGGAUCAUGCUGCACCACCGGGAGGUGGACGGCCACCAGCUGUGGCCCAUCUACUCGGCGGCCCAGGCCUUCACCAUCAUCUCCAUCGUCCUCGCCUUCGCUCUCUCCGUCAUCCACUUUGCGCUGGCCUUUGUCGCCCGCUUCCUCUCACGCAGGGUGAUGGUGGGCGUGAACGCGUUCAACAUCGCCAGCGCGUUCUUGCUGUGCAUCACGACCAUCCUGCCGUGGGUCAUUCUCAUGUCCCUCCACACGCGGGCCGUCCGCGAUGCCGAGGGGGUCUCCAACGACGGCGCCCGGUGCACGUUCUACUUGCACGCCGGUGACGUCAGCGCCGGCGGAGCGGCCUGCACCUUCGCCGGCCACCAGAACAACGUCACCAGCGGCGCCACCGUUUGGAAGUGGGAGCCGACGGGCGGGUGGAUCCUGAACUGCACGGUUUUCUGGAUCACAUUGCUCACAUUCCUGCCGGCCAACGUGCUGUGGGUCCUCAACACCGGCGGCAAGGUCGCCCGGGGCCGCGGCAAGAGCAUCCGGCGCGGUCGUGGCAUGACCUCCUCGCGCGCCCUCUCCAAACAGUUUGAGCUCAACAAGAUCUCUACUGGCGCGAGGUCGCCCAGGAAGAACGUGGAGACGUCGGGCGGCGACAGCGUGGAGGAAAGCGACGGCGAGGGCCGAGGCGGCGCCAUCAACUUUGGCGACGACGCGCCAUCGGGCCGCGACAGGGCCGAGAGCGCCUAUGACGGUGGCGCGAUCAACUUUUCGGGCAAUGAGGCCCCGCGCAAGUCGGAGGAGGAGGACAGGAGCGAGGGCGCACUCACCGAUUCGGAGGAAGACGACUAG
Acanthamoeba castellanii str. Neff is the source of this 1083-nucleotide messenger RNA. RefSeq lists its product as uncharacterized. The record is from RefSeq and is a predicted model, not a curated record. Lineage: Eukaryota; Discosea; Longamoebia; Acanthamoebidae. The coding region runs from base 1 to 1083 and encodes 360 amino acids. The transcript is spliced from 8 exons.